AUGGCGACUAAGUUCAUCUCGAUAGACCUGGAGACGGCCAACCCCAACCCGUGGUCAAUCUGCCAGGUAGGCAUCGCGGAGUUCAGCGACGGAGCGAUGGUCAGCGAGUGGAUGUCAUACGUCCAUCCUGCGGAGCGUUUCAACCGGGACAACGUGGCGAUUCACGGCAUCACUGAAGCGGCGGUCCGGGGCUGGCCCAGACUCACGGAGGUGUCGGACCGACUCGCGGAAACCCUGAACGGCAAGAUAGUGGUCAGCCACAGCCAGUUCGACCGGGUGGCGCUGGAACAGGCCUUCGAUCGGCAUGGAAUCCGGAGGCUGAACUGCUCGUGGCUGGACUCGACGAUGGUGGCGCGCCGGGCGUGGGAGGGCCUCUCCAAGCGCGGAUUCGGGCUGGAAAACCUCUGCCGGCUGCUGGGCUACCGGUACCAGAGGCACGACGCGCUGGGCGACGCGAAAGCCGCUGGAGUGGUGGUGCUGGCGGCCAUCGAGCAGACCGGGAUCGGGCUGCUGCAGUGGCUGGAGCAAGUGGAACUGCCCAUCGGGGACGGCCCGCGCAAGCCAAUACGCACCUUGUCCCAGAUGCCGCCCGGCACCGACGAUAGCGCCUCUGAGGUGGUGAAUCGACCGUCGAACCAGGUGCUCAGUCCCGAAAUGCUGCGCCUGUUGUCCGGCCAAGGCGCGGGCGACUCCGGGCAAAACUAA
Messenger RNA from Geodia barretti, 705 nucleotides. Lineage: Eukaryota; Metazoa; Porifera; Demospongiae; Tetractinellida; Geodiidae. The record is from the annotation of a GenBank genome assembly.